Molecule: messenger RNA, 2193 nt
Organism: Limulus polyphemus (Atlantic horseshoe crab)
Lineage: Eukaryota; Metazoa; Arthropoda; Merostomata; Xiphosura; Limulidae
Product: atrial natriuretic peptide receptor 1-like
Exons: 18
Biological process (GO): cGMP biosynthetic process; protein phosphorylation; receptor guanylyl cyclase signaling pathway
Cellular component (GO): membrane
Molecular function (GO): protein kinase activity; guanylate cyclase activity; peptide receptor activity
Source: RefSeq, a predicted model, not a curated record
AAUUUUCUCACAAAUCGGUUGUAGAUGCUAACUUUACAAAGCUGCUGACAGAAGCCAGUAAAGAAGCCAGAGUUGAUAUAGAGUUAGUUAUGCCUCAUCACAUGCCAGACGUUAUAGGUCGCUUAAAAGUUCGACUGUCCAGAAAUGGUAUGAAGCAAACGGGCAUUGCCAGAAUAGUAGGCUUGUUAAAGCUGAUUCAUGUUGGUCGUUUGCUUGGAGAACAGAUGAGGGAAGACUGUCGUUUCCAUAGGCAACACACAGAAGGUGGUGCAGUACAUGUUUGGGCAGUAUUUGUCUUCGUUGCUGGUUGGGAAACUAUUCGAAACCUCCUUCUAGAAGCUUAUAACCUAGGAAUGGACAAUGGCGAAUACACUUUCUUCACCGUCCAACUAAAUGAAAACAAAGAGAAGUACGGUGAAAUAUCCUGGUACAAACCUGGAGAUUUCAGAAAUAAGAACGCCCGAAAAAUGUACGAGGCUCUUAUGGUAGUGACUCUGCGGGUUCCAGCUACUCUACAAUACAAGCAGUUUUCUGCAAAAGUUUUAGAAAAUUCUCGACUAAAGUAUAAUUCAAACGCAGACGAAACUAUGGUUGACCCUAUCCUUGGAGCAUUUUAUGAUUGUGUCCUGCUCUACGGAUAUAUUUUAAACAAAACACUUGUAGAAGGAGGCGAUCCACUUGAUGGGAGAACCUUAGCGGAAAAAUUAUGGAACAACACAUUUUACGGUGGAAUGACAGGGGAUAUUUUCAUCAGUGCAAACGGAGACAGACAGGCAGACUAUACACUUAGCGACCUGGAUCCUGAGACUGGAAUCAUGAGGCCUAUUGCAACGUAUUAUGGAAUCCGAAGGCGUUAUGAAAGAAUUACAGGUACAUAUAUCCAUUGGCCAGGUGGACUGAAAGGUCCUCCGCCAGAUAUUCCUUAUUGCGGCUUUACUGGAGAUGCCGUUCACUGUCUACCACAAAAAAAUUUUCCCGUUUUUGGAUCGGUUGGUAUCACAGUUUUUGGAUGUUGUGUCAUUGGUUCUAUUGCUGGGAUAUUAAUGUACAAACGCAUCAAGUACAAGUCUACGUUGAGUGAGUAUUGGUGGAAGGUAAGAUGGCAAGACAUCAUGUUUUCAGACAAAGUGAGUAAAAAAUCUGCUACAAGCCUGCCGCUUAGUGAUGAAUUUACGACAAACGUGAAGUCUUUGAAUCAAACAACAUCCAACGCCAGCUCUCCAAUGGAGGUAGCUGCAUUGAGUGGUGUGAUUAUUGGGUUGUACAAGGGAAAUAAAGUUGUGGUAAAACCGUUACGUGUUAACAAGCUGAACUUGUCUGGCCAAGUACUGAUCGAAUUAAAACAGAUAGGAGAACUUAACCAUGAAAACCUGGUGCGUUUCAUAGGGAUGUGCGUUGAUGAACCAAACUACGCUUUGCUCACAGAACUUUGUAUUCGAGGAAGUCUUCGGGACAUGUUGGAGAACGAUGUCAUGAAUAUCGAUUGGACAUUUCGAUAUUCAAUGAUCAAUGAUGUUCUAGAGGGUAUGAAAUAUAUUCACGACAGCUCACUUGAAUUUCACGGUCGUCUAAAGUCAACCAACUGUGUGAUUGACGGACGUUUUAUUGUGAAAAUUACUGACUAUGGCCUGAAGUAUGUACACGAGCAGAUUGACUUAGACACUGAAAUAAAUCCACGAUCUCUCUUUUGGAUGGCUCCUGAACACCUUAGAGAACCUUUUCCUACGAAAACAGGUUCAAAAAAGGGCGAUGUUUACAGCUUUGCCAUUAUACUUCAAGAAAUGAUUACUCGAUCAGGACCAUUCGAAUCAAUGGAAAGGCGAGGGCGCAACAAGACAAUUCUAGAUCCUGAAGAAAUUUUGGACCGUGUCAGAAUGGGAACAACGCCACCAUAUCGCCCAGAGAUCGCCUAUGAUGAAUGCUCAGCUGAACUAAUGGACCUGGUUCGCGCGUGUUGGUCGGAACUACCAGGAUGUAGGCCUAGUUUCGCAGAAAUUAAACUUCAACUCAAGAAAAUCACCAAAGGUGCAUCCAAUAAAAACUUACUUGAUAACUUGCUGGCCAGAAUGGAACAGUAUGCUAACAAUCUUGAACAGCUGGUCGAAGAGAAAUCUCAGUCACUAAUUGAGGAGAAGAAGAAAACGGAUGAGCUUUUGUGUCAGCUCCUUCCAAGGUUGGCACAAUCUUAUACUC